UAUGUAAAUAGGAAAUGUAUCCAAAUUUACCUCUGGGAGAAAGCCAGUCUGAGAGACAGGAUAAUGUGGCAGGCAGCCUCAGGUGCAGCUGGGAGGGGAGGAGGCAGGGCGAUGAGCGAGAAGCUGAGCGAGAAAGAGGCAGGGUUUGUGUUUGUGUGACUGUGUGUGUGCAGAGAGAGAGACUUGAGUGUGCAAGCUAGAGAGAUUGUGUGGUGAGGGAGGGAGGGAAGUGUAAGCCAGUCACAGCAUCUCUCCUCACUGCACCAGGGCUGAGGGACUCUUCGUCCCCUCGCUUCCCUCGCUGCAGAUUUAACUCAUUUCCAUCAGCGCAGUCAUCUUUUUUUUCCCCUUGCAUUUUACUUGCUGUUUUGGACAGAUGCAUUGCAUUCAUCUCUUUCUGUAUGCCAGGAUCUAAGGAUUUAUUUAUUAAAAACGUGGGCUGUCCUCUUUAUCGGAUGUAAAAGGGGAGAUUUGCAAAGGACAGUGCUUCAAACUGGGACUCCGAAUGGGACUUGGUCUUUUCUUUACGCUGCUAGAGUGGAUUCCCCUUUUGUUGCGCUGCCGGUGUUCUGUUAAGGGUGACAGACAUACUAAGACAGGAGUUAAAGGCGAGGCUAUAAGACCCCAUACCUCUACAACUAAAUAGAACGCUUACUUGAAAGGACUAAGGAAGUUAGAAAAUCUAUGGUUGCAUUAAGCACUUGAGAAGAAGGUACUAAGCCCUGCCAAGCACUGACGGGGCUUCAGAAUGUCACAUCGAAAAUUCAAGUAACAAGUUUAUGGGAUAAAUAAGUGGAUUGCCGAUUGAUCCCCAAACCCCUCUCUGCAAGUGUGCCACGGGAUUGCUGAGGAGUGAAAUUGAGUGGAGCGCUGAGUUAUUCAGCUGGCCUCUCAUUGCUUCUGGAGAGUCCUUUUAACAUGCCUGCAUGGAAAUCUGACAUUCAACGCUUUCAUCCACAAUUGGACUUUUAUGUUUGCUUGUCUUCUGCAACUUGCAGUCCAGAACUCUGAGAGGCAAGAUUGCACAUUUGGAUUUUAACUUUAGAUUACUUUGUUGGCAGAGCUCAUCCAAAUGAUUUUGAUGCACAUGGUUUUUACCUCAUUCUCUCUAGGGAUGCCUUGUAAACACAUUUUCCCCCACCGCCAUGUGUGCUGAGAGAGCUGUGACAUUAUCUCCUGCGGAGAUCCCCCUGUUGUUCUAGCCUGUGUCUGUGUUUUGAUUCAGACAAUAGCUGGGCAUACAGGGGCUCCAGACACUGACCAGAGGACCACCAAAAUAAGGGAAGCCUGCCUUUACACAGUAAACACACUAGCACCCAUGGCACAGUGAAACUUUGGAUUGUAUUAAAUGGCUGAUUCACAGAGAUGGAUGAAAUUAUUCAUCAGGAGAAACUGAGAAGUUUUUUAAAGGAAAAAUUUAUUCAACACAAUGGCUGCCUAAAAUGAAUUUUGGAGAAGUAACCACGCUCAGUGCAUUUAAUCUCUUCUGUAGGUGUGAAAUAGGAGACUUUUUGCUGCUUUCUUAGUCAUUCUCCUCUGAGGAGCUUUAAAGUGAAGGGAACAUUGUAUUUUGCUUCAUGCUUUAACCCCAUGUGGUUUCCUCCCUCACAUCUUCUGUGCUCUCUGCCCUUGUGAGGACAGCUUAUGCCCUCAGCCUCCUGGUGGCAACUCUCAUUAGAAUCAGGCAAAGAGGCUACAGACUGGGAGGCAAAGCAGCAGGGAAGCUCUGCUUUGGGACAGAUGCUGGUCACAGCAUUAAUGCUACCCUGCUUCAGAUUCACUGAAGGAAUACAGCUUUUUUUUUCUCUGCUCCUGACUGUUACCCACCCACUACUUUCGCUAACCAUGCGAGAUUGGAAAGGAGAGCUAAACGGGCUGUCCUACCCUCCCAGAGGCGCUAUUGAUUUUCCUCCAGUCAGUGCUCAUUUGAUUGAGACCCAGCUAUGUGAGAGUAAGGUGAACGAGAGCAUGAGUGCGCUAGAGAGAGUAUUGAGCUUUGUGAACUGAGGGAGGCUGCAGACGCCUGGUGAAGAACGGGAGGGAGACAGGCAGUUCUCCGGUUUCAGGCCAGCUGCCUAAUGGGUGGCACACCACAAACCUGACCCACCUGGAUAGCACCCAGAACAAUGAACCAGUCUGAACUGACAACGGACACGUUGCUCACUGCCAACAGCAGCCAUGGAGACUUCUUUUCUAGAAGGGCCUCCAACCACUCCUGUCCCUUGGGCUGGGGGCUGAACGAAGGCGUAGAGGCUUGUGUUCUGGAGACUGCUGUCAUUGUACUUCUCACAGUGCUCAUUAUUGCCGGGAACCUGACGGUGAUCUUUGUGUUCCACUGUGCCCCUCUGCUACACCACUACACCACAAGCUACUUCAUCCAGACCAUGGCCUACGCUGACCUGCUGGUGGGCCUUAGUUGCCUUGUGCCCACCCUGUCUUUGCUCCACUAUCCAGCAGGUGUCCAGGAGCCAAUCACAUGCCAGGUUUUCAGCUACGUCAUUUCUGUUUUGAAGAGCGUUUCAAUGGCCUGCUUGGCCUGUAUCAGUGUGGACCGCUACCUGGCUAUAACUAAACCACUAUCCUACAACCAGCUGGUGACACCAUGUCGGCUACGAGGCUGCAUCACCCUCAUCUGGGUCUACUCUAGCCUGGUUUUCUUACCCUCCUUCUUUGGAUGGGGUAAACCAGGAUAUCAUGGGGAUAUUUUUGAGUGGUGUGCUCACUCUUGGCCCACCUCUGCCCUCUUUACAGGUUUUGUGGUGUGUUUGCUAUAUGCACCUGCUGCCCUUGUGGUCUGUUUUACCUAUUACCACAUCUUUCGCAUUUGCCAGCAACACAACAGGGAGAUCAGUGAACGGCGGGCACGUUUCCCCAGCCAGGAGAUGGAGACUGGUGAGGGGAAUGGUGGUGGGCAUCAAGGAGGGCAUGGACCAGAUCGACGCUAUGCGAUGGUGCUCUUCCGCAUCACUAGUGUUUUCUAUAUGCUUUGGCUGCCCUACAUAAUCUACUUUCUGCUCGAAAGCUCCCAUGUGCUGGAUAGUCCUGCCCUCUCCUUCAUCACCACCUGGCUGGCCAUCAGCAAUAGUUUCUGCAACUGUGUCAUCUACAGCCUGUCUAACAGUGUGUUUCGCCUGGGCAUGCGCAGGCUCUCCCAGACUAUUUGUUCUUUCAGCCAUUGUGCUGCAGAUGACCGGGACUUUGGGGAGCCUAAACCAAGAAAAAGAGCAAACUCCUGUUCCAUCUGAAGGAAGGACUUUUACAGGCUCUACUAAUUCUGCAAACAGUAAACUUGAAAAGUUGCUGCCCUCAAACUACAGGCCGAAAUCCUCUGAACUUCUAGAAGCUGUUUCCUGAGCUGUUCUCAUGACAUUUGAGCCAAGCAAGAGAUAACUGUGCUGGGGAGGACAAAGUAUGUUUUUUAAAAAGAGAUUUUAGUGGGUUGUUUGUGGGGUUUUUAUUUGAGAUAGGUAAUUAUUUUUUUUUCUGUUCAAGUAUUAUAGUUCUUGUGUUGUUUUAUUGUGCCCUCCCAGCUUGGCGACUGUUCCCUAAUCUUGGGCAUUUGCUAUGUAAGUGGAAAUGAUGUGUGUUGUUAAAGCAAUCUACAGACUGCCGAUUCUCACUCUUUGCUACAGCACAGUUAUUCCAGUCAAUUUACCUUUGACGGUGUACAUUUCCACAAUCAUUAGAUCGGUGUCAAAGGAUAAUUCAUUUCACAUUAACGCAGCCACAGUCUGUAACCAGUGACUUAUACUGAUUUCCCUCUUUACUCAUGUAGUGGUGUUGAUCAUUUGUGGUUUAGGCCCUGCUUGUCAUGUAAAUGUAUAUUUGUCCAUGCAAGAAACCCAGUGACACAGCAAACCCAGUCCCUUGAUAUUGUAACUGUUGUUCCAUUCAAUGCUGCUUAACAGUACCCUGUGUAAGUUAUUCCUCAUUUUAAAGCUGCAUUAAGUGAUUUUUGACCUCUAGAACAGGAAGACUCUGAGGUUUUGCUCAUUAUAUUCUUGUUAAAUGUUGGCAAGCAAUUUGCUAUAUACAUUUCCAGCAGAACCAGAAUGACAUGAGCAUUGUAGUGGAGUCUUUCUGGCCACCUCAUGAAUGUAAUAUUGUUUUUAAGCCACAAUUUGGUAAACAAACAUUGCCAAAAAAAGAAAAAAAAAAAACAGAUCUCCUUUGGUUUAUCUACAUGCUCUUCUUUACCAACCACUUGAUUCACCAGCUCUCUGUAGUUUUGCAUGAGGCAGGCAGCCUAUAGUCAAUUUGAAAUAUUAAUGUGCUGGGAGUGGCUGUCCAUUGUUCAUACUGUAGGAGCCAGUGUUGUUUUUGUUAUUGCAAGUUAAUGACACAAAAGUGAAAGUUACAACAGCAGCAGAGGAAAGCUGCAGAAAUAUGUUUUUAUUCUAAGUGGGACCAUCAGCAUUGAUCACCUUGAAACAUAAUCAAGAGUUUGUUGAUUCAGUGUUUGUAUGAGAAAUAUUGCUUUUUGCAGCUUUAAUGCAGUACAGAUUGUUCUGUAUAUGUGCCUAAAGAUGUAUUUUGUAAGAAAAGUGAAAAAAAAGAUAUUGAGACGUACGUACCAUUACAUAGACAUGCUGCACUUUCUAAAACAUUUUCCAACAUUUUUAAACAUUCCCUGUGACACUGUGCACAUCCACGUGUACCGUGUCAGUGGAUUUAGUUUUCCAUGACUUUGUGAUAAGGUCAGAGGGAUUUCCACUUGAGCCAAAAAUGGGUCAAGUCAUUCAUUUAUCACAGUCGAUCUGACUUCUGCCUUCAAGUGGGUAAUAGUUCUACUAUCUGACGUCAGUAGAAUAACAGGAGACAGCAGAUUUGUCUAAGUCUUGUGAAUUCCCUUCUUUAGCCAUAUGACUUGGCAUAUAUGAAGAAUAACAGUAGGGAACCACAGCAUAGCCGUGUGUCAAAUACUAGACCUACAAUAGCAUAUAUAUUUUUUCAUUUUGAUAGCCUGUCUUUUUGUACUCCCUUGGAGCAUAGUGCAGUGGGUUAGUAGAUAAAAAAUUAUAGCAUCUGAAUUAGCGCUGUAUAAUCUUAACAAUGUGGUGACAAAUGACUACAUAUAAGACAGGACAAAUCCAAAUUCUGUAAUAGCGUAAAAAGUUGAAAUACUCCAUUAUAGUGAAGAUAAUAGUUUUUGGUCUGAAUUUGCACAAUAUUCAUUCUUUGGGUAGGUUGUUUUUAAAAUAUAUACAACAGGUGAUGUGAAAUGUGUGUCUUGGCACAGGAUUCCAAAAAUCCAAGAGUCACUGAAUGAAUAUUAAAAAAACAAAAAAAGAGAAUUGUUUAUAUGUGUCUCUAGUACACUGACCAAACUGAAGUGGUAGAAAAUCAAAGCUUGUCAUCUUACUUUCAAGUGCAUUAAUAGGCUCUUUUAGAAAAAAAAUAGUUUAAUUGCAGGAUAAAAUGUAUUAUUAAGUUAUGUUUAAAACUUUACACAAUAUACUGUAUGUGAGUAUACUGUAUAUAAUGUGUGUGUUUCUGUUUUUAAUCUGCUGUACAGCCAAAAAAAAAGAAAAAACAACAUCUAAUGAAUUCUGACAGAUAUUGUGCACUCAUUUGUGUUAAAUCAACUAGGCUGCUGAUGUUUUGAAUAGGAAGCGAGUGUGUUAAAUUACACAGUAUCUAUUUUUUUAUUUUGAAAUUUUGUCAAAGGCUAUGGUUUUGCUGUUGCUGCCAACCUAAUAAAGGUGAAAAUAGUAGACAUUUAAA
Messenger RNA from Amphiprion ocellaris (clown anemonefish), 5724 nucleotides. RefSeq names its product G protein-coupled receptor 52 (gene gpr52). Bases 2127 to 3245 code for a protein of 372 amino acids. The transcript has 2 exons. Gene Ontology annotation, cellular component: membrane. The record is from RefSeq and is a predicted model, not a curated record. Lineage: Eukaryota; Metazoa; Chordata; Actinopteri; Pomacentridae. Gene Ontology annotation, molecular function: G protein-coupled receptor activity. Gene Ontology annotation, biological process: G protein-coupled receptor signaling pathway.